Messenger RNA from Zootoca vivipara (common lizard), 11513 nucleotides. The record is from RefSeq and is a predicted model, not a curated record. NCBI's taxonomy places the organism in Eukaryota, Metazoa, Chordata, Lepidosauria, Squamata, Lacertidae.
GAGAUCCCGUUGCUCGGUCCCUGCUCCUGCCAACCUAGCAGUUCGAAAGCACGUCAAAGUGCAAGUAGAUAAAUAGGGAAGGUAAACGGUGUUUCCGUGCGCUGCUCUGGUUUGCCAGAAGCUGCUUAGUCAUGCUGGCCACAUGACCUGGAAGCUGUACGCCAGCUCCCUCGGCCAAUAAAACGAGAUGAGCACCUCAACCCCAGAGUCGGUCACGACUGGACCUAAUGAUCUGGGGUCCUUUUACCUUUACCUUUUACUUAAAAGCCAGAUUCUUGAUUUGAGGUGUGUAAGACAGAGCUGAACCAAUAGUUCUUAAAUAAUGUAUUUUUCUGAGAAAGUUUCUGAGAUUCUUCUUUACACACACACACACACACACACACAAAGACAUAACUUUCUUUGUAGCAGUAGGCCUCAGCAUCUGCUUUGCAUGGCCCUUGUGCUUCUGCCAGGUCAGGUUGCAGUAAAGCCCUAAUUCACUGAAGGGAGUUUGUGGAAGGAAAGUUUCUGGUUGGAGGUCCGCCCAAACAAUGUAUGAUAGAGCAUAGAGAACUGCAGGAGGGGAGAGAGAAAGGGGAACUUUUCCCUCCCAUGAUCAUCCUUAAGUUAUCUUAAGAUCCUCAUCUGAUUUGCGGCAGUUCUUUCAGCAGCCCCUCACAUCAUGGCCAUUCAGAGGCUUUUGGCAUGUGCAGGUGGCUGGGGGUUUGGGAGAGACAGGCAACUUCCUUAGGAACAUAGCAAGCUGUCUUAAAGCGAGUCAGGCAGGCCAUUGGUGCAUCUCCUUCAGUGUGGUCUACACUGACUAGCAACAGCUUCUCCGGUGUUUCAGGCAGAGAUGCUGCAUGUGAAACAGAUGUCGUCUCACUGAGCUGGUUAACCUAUCUUAGGGUCCAAGCUGCUGAGCUCACCCAUCCUGCCCCACCUCGAAACAUCCACGAACACAUACAAACAAACGUUGAAUGAUUGAAACGAGCUUUAUUCAAGAGUUGCUGUGUGUGUGUGUGUGAUUCUGAACGGUGCAUACCUCUUUGCUCUUAAUAAAGUGCCUUCUGUUUGGGGCUAAUCCAAGAACAGCAGAAGUCAAGGAAUAGAAAUAUUGACACUGGCAGUUGUCCCACCAUAGCAUCUUAUGGACUGUAAGGUUCAUAGAAAUUGCUUCUUUUGAGUUGGGCGGGGUGGGGUACAGAGAGAGAAUUUAAUGUUCUGAGUAGCGUUGGUUAUAGUGCAGAUCGAAUGGCCUUUCAUCGUGUCAGAAGCUUAGUAAUACAUCUAAGGAGCAUUUCCAUCUUAAAAACACACCCUUUGCAUCUUAAACAUCAGAAAAAAGUUGUCAUACCAAAUGACCUAGCUUUCUUUGGUCUUCUUGUGGAAACUCAGCAUCUAAUCAUAUCAGUGACCAGACACAAAGUGUUGCUUGUACAACAGGUCACAGUCUUUUUGUGGCAUGUCUAAACUGAACAGGGUCUGGCUGUGGCACAGUUGGACCCUACAUUCCUGCUUGACUCCACAGUGAUCACCAGCUCAGUACUUAAGAGGCAAAACUACACUAAAGGGUUUGUGUGAUGGCUUCAGAUUAGAUAGAUAGAUAGAUCUAUCUGGUGUCUCAUCCUUUAGACUUGCAGCACCAUUGCAAGAAAAGAAAAGAAAAGAAGGGAGGGCCAGUCAUUAUCUUAGGGCCAAGCUGUAUGUGAUGUUGUGCCCGGGGCGGGAGUAAUCCUGUGUAACAUGUUUCCUUAUAUUUUGUAAACAAAGCGGUGAACUUUGAACUGGCCGAGCUUGCCUAAGACUUGUUUGCAAUUGGCAUCCAUUCAUUCCUACUGAUGAAAUGAAGAAAUUGGGGGGGGGGAAUCCUGAACACAUUUUGUGGUGUCACUAUUUAUUCUCCAAUGGCAUGGAAUGAGGGCAUUUUACACAAUUAGUACCCCUUUUCCUUCUUAGGCAGUGCCCCAUCUAUCCUUCCUUUUUAAUUAUGAGUGCCUUUUCUCCCCACAGUUAUUCUUUAUAAAUAUGCACCUGUGCAUUUUAAAGUUUGCACAUUGCUUAUUUUGGCCGCAAUAAAAACCCAGGGGGACUUGGUAACUGCUAUCCUGGAAGUCAAUUAAAUCGCAGUCCCUUUGAAUCGCCUGGCCUCUUCUUCUCUUUCCUUAUUUUCUUUCUUACUUUCAGCACUAUGCAUAAAAUCUAUGGCAUGAUAUAUAGGUGUGUAGGUAAGGUUGUGCAAAUUCAGCAUUUAUUAGUUCACGGCAAGCAGGCGCAUUCCAGGAGGGGAAAACAGGAAAGCAAAAUUAUACUUGGAUGCGGAUUCAGUUUUAGGAACCAGAAGGCAGCCAAGCCAUUCAUAGUACAGGACCAGAUGUGGGCAGGAUAAACAGUGGGCAUUCUUCAAUCCAGAAUGCCUAGAGUGGCAUGGUUGUAGUUGUUCCCAUCCUGUUGUGGAUAGCACCUACACCUUUCUGGGCUGAUGAAGACACACUUCAUGAUGGAAUAUAUGUCAUCAGGAUUACAGUACAAUCCACACAGUUGUGGAUAGAAGAUGUAGACAUGAAUCAGGAGUGAGGAGCGGCAACCUGGUUAGCAUCCAUCUACCAUCUUCAGAGACAAUGGAGUGUGCAGCUGGGGAUGAGUAAGAAUAAUAAUAAUUUUAUUAUUUGUAUGCCGCCCAUCUGACUGGGUUGCCCUAGCCAUUCUGGGCGGCUCCCAACAGAAUAUUAAAACACAAUCAAACAUUAUAAACUUCCCUAAACAGGGCUGCCUUCAGAUAUCUUCCAAAAGUCAGAUUGUUUAUUUCCUUGACAUUUAAUGGAAGAACAUUCCCCAGGGCGGGUGCCACUACCAAGAAGGCCCUCUGCCUGGUUCCCUCACUUCUCACAAUGAGGGAACCACCAGAAGGCCCUCAGAGCUGGACCUCAGUGUCUGGACUGAAUGAUGUGGGUGGAGAUGUUCAUUCAGGUAUACCAGGCUAAGGCCGAUUAGGGCUUUAAAGGUCAGCAUCAACACUUUGGAUUGUGCUCGGAAAUGUAUUGGGAGCCAAGGUAGGUCUUUCAGGACUGGUGUUAUAUGGUCUCGGCAGCCACUCCCAAUCACCAGUCCAGCUGCCGCAUUCUGGAUUAGUUGUAGUUUCCGGGUCACCUUCAAAGGUAGCCCCAGGUAGAGCUCUUUGCAGUAGUCCAAGCGGGAGAUAACCAGAGUAUGUACCACUCUGGCAAGACAGUCUGUGGGCAGGUUGGGUCUCAGCCUGCAUACGAGGUGGAGCUGGUAGACAGCUGCCCAGGACACAGAAUUGACUGCGCCUCCAUGGACAGCUGUGAGUCCAAAAUGACUCCCAGGCUGCACACCUGGUCCUUCAGGGGCACAGUUACCGCAUUCAGGACCAGCGAGUCCCCGCACUGAAUUCAAACCACUGCAUUAGCAGCAGCAAAGUGACCUCCCCUGAGCUCAAGCCUGGGCAGGGUGUAUUAACUUCCUGGGCUGCCCCUCUCGGCCUUGCUGAUGUCAUCCAAAGGAAAGCAGAGCAAUACGUUCAGCACCAGCUUGGCUGCAGGUGUUUCCAAAAGGAGGUGUCCAAGGUGGCAUGCAACCACCUUAGGGACUCCACUUGAGAUUUGUGUAGGGUGUACUCUCUAGGUUUUUCUUCUCCCAAAGAUAUCCCAGAAGGCAGCAGAGGUUUAGGACCAGAGUUUUCUGUCUCCUAGGCUACCUUCCCAGGUUGACGAGCCCCAUCUGCUCCUCACUUCCUUCUACAGCACAUGCAGAAACCUCCUCCUUGACUGUUGGGCGCACUUUUGGUUUCAUCCACUCAAUCCUCUGGAGACCCAUCAGCAACCAUACUUCACUAAACAUAGAAAUAGAGUCUUGUUCAGGUAAAAAGAUAACUUGGCAAGGGCAGAACGGAACUCAAAAGGCCAGUAACAAGAACAGAGCACCUGUUACAAUUGCACACCUUCCAGUUCAUAGAAUAGAAUCAUAGAGUUGGAAGAGACCGCGGGGGCCAUCCAGUCCAACCCCCUGCCAAGCAGGAAAAACCAUCAAAGCAUUCCUGACAGAUGGCUGUCAAGCCUCUGCUUAAAGACCUCCAAAGAUAGAGACUCCACCACACUCCUUGGCAGCAAAUUCCACUGUCAAACAGCUCUUACUUUCAGUAAGUUGAUCCUAAUGUUUAGGUGGAAUCUUCUUUCUUGUAGCUUGAAUCCAUUGCUCCGUGUCUGCUUCUCUGGAGCAGCAGAAAACAACCUUUCUCCCUGCUCUAUAUGGCAUCAUUUAAUAUAUUUGAACAUGGCUAUCAUAUCACCCCUUAACCUUCUCUUCUCCAGGCUAAACAUGCCCAGCUCCCUAAGCCGUUCCUCAUAAGGCAUCGUUUCCAGGCCUUUGACCAUUUUGGUUGCCUCUGAUGCUUCUGCAAUGAAUUUGGGGAAAUUGAGAUUCUCUGAGAAGGGCUUGAGGAAAGGUUGUCUUGGCUUACAAGUGCACCACAGCUGCAAAGAAAUGAGCCAGGAUCAGCACUUGAUUCAUCCCUAUGGCAUAUUCUCUGGCAACUCCAUUAAUGUCCUUAAUGAUGGUAGCUGUGCUGUUGAGGAUUCAUUUGCCGGCAGCACAGCUAGUCUGCCAGUUGAGGCUUAGCAUCUAUCUUGUUCCUAGAAGUACCGGUACUAUGCCAUUGUUGUUCCAUUUAAUACAAACAAUGCGAAUUCGCUGCCAUCGCCUCCCUAAUAUAAAGCCUUUGCUGCAGAUCCAGAUUAAUGCAGAUCCAUAAAUGUUAUCUGGAAUGCAUUGCAGUUAUGCCAUCGCCUAUAAAGAAAUGACAUUUCAAAUGUAUCGCUAAGGAAGUUCUUUUAAUCCUCUUGACCACUUGGCAUUGUAGUCCGCAAAUAGAUAACUGCCAGACUAAAAGCUAUUUUAGUCCUUAACGAGUUUUUUUGAAGAGCCUUUGUGGAGUGAGGUUUUUGAAAAUCGUUAUUCACAGCUAUUUGCAGUUUUGCAUUUAUUGCACUCUGACCUCCCAUUUCCUCUUUCACCACGGAUUUUACAUUAAUAUCCUGUGAACAAAAUUCUCGGCAAAGUUCCCAAUCUCCCCUGAUGAGUUGUCUUUGUUUGUUUGCUUUUAAUCAUCUUGGUGGCCUCUUUCUGGUUUAUUUCAUUUUAUUUUAUUAUUUUUGGUCUUUUGCCGGCAGAGCUGCAGAUAAUGUAGGUGGCUUUAGGGAAAGCUGUACUGCAAAGGGAGUUUUCUAAUGGGCUCCGGUGGAUUUUAUGAGCUAUUUCAGAAUGUAAUAGCCUUGUCACAUUGAGCCAGAAAAUGAGGGAAGCCAUGUACUGCAUUAAAUAACUAAUUAUUUUGUCUCUAUCAGUCAUUAAAAGUUGAUGUUCAAUUAAGACUCAUCUGUGUUGCGUUGUAAUACCCAAAUGGUUCGUUCUCCAGCAAGUGCCAUAUAAUAGGAAACAUGGGUGUCAAGAGUGCAUAGUAGGGUGUGUUUGCAUGGGACUUUUGAGGGAAGCUUGUCAGAGAGACCUGGUUCCUUCCUGCGCCGUUGAGGAUGGAAUGAAGGCCAAAAUGAGCAGCCUCUUUGUUCCUCAGACAGACAAGAAAUCUUUUGAGGAAGCAGGGAUGAUAAUCUAAACUGGUACAGAAGGGAUGGAGAGCCUGUGGCCCUCCAGAUGUUUCUCACUAGCCCUGACGAUUGGCCAUGUUGGCUGUGGCUGAUGGGAGUUGGAAUCCGGCAACAUCUGGAGGACCACAUCGUGUAUUACAGCUAUUGGUGCAAGCAGACUUCCUUAGCUGGUGGAGGUAGCCUCCCCUCCACUUCCCUCCUUUGGUCAGAGGUGGUGGUACAUAAGCUGAAGCCUGAUCUCCUCCUGGUCAUGUGUCAUCAGCUGUGAGGUUAGGUACUAGUGGGCUCAUUUUUCCACAAGCCAGUUAUAUCCUGAACUGAAGCUAUCAUAGUCAGUCUCUCUCUCUCGUAAUAUUUUAUUCUUUUCCCCAUAUGGAAUGUUACAUUCAUUACUCAACAACUAUAUUCCAAUUAAAAACAACAACGAAUGACUUCCCACUCGCCCAACACCAAUGUUUAUAACCCAGAUUACAUACAAUUGCGCCUUUAAGGUCCCAUCUCAUCGACAACAUGUUUCUUAAUGUAUUCUGCUGUUUUCUUGCACUUGAAGCCCCGCUGUGGUCUUCGCAUGCAGGAAGUGACUUUUUAUAUAGACUAGAUAGGGUUUCCAUUUUUCUUUAAGAGAGGCUAAAUUUGUAUCUUUCAUCAGUGCCGUCCGUUUUGCCAUCUCUGCAUAUUUCCAAGAUUUUCAUCAGUCAUUCUUCCUUUGAAGGUGUUCUUCUUCCCUCCUUCCAUUUCUGAGCUUAGAGAAUCCUUGCCGCUCUAGUCGCAUACAUAAAUCCCGUUGAGGCUUCCUUUGGGAUUUUGCUGUAUAGUAUCCCCAGCAGGAAGGAUUCUGGCCUCUUGGGGAAAGCCUUCAUUGUCUUGUAAGUGUUUUCAUGGCAGCUUAGUGGCAACAUCUAGAUCAGCAUGGGCCGGGCUGUCUAGAAGUACAUGAAUGUAGAAUGCUUCUGCACCAUAUACAAGAAACUGCUUUCACUUAAGUGUGCAUGCACACGAAAGCUCAUACCUAUGACAAACUUAAUUGGUGUCAUGGUCCGGUCGGCGGGCGAGUGAAGCCCUGACUGAGGACGUCAGGACCAGAGGCAAGAUGGUGAUGUAGAAGCAGGAACAGGUGCAGGGCUGAGGGUCCAGCAGCUGGCAGUCGCAGGGUCAAGGAGCAAGGCAGAGGCAAAGGUCUGGGAGUCAAGGAGCAAGGCAAAGGUCCAAGGGUCGAGGAUCAAGGCGUUGGCAAGGCGAGGGUCCAAGGAGCAAGGUGUCGGUGAGGCAAGGGUCGAGGAUCAAGGCGUUGGCAAGGCGAGGGUCCAAGGAGCAAGGUGUCGGCGAGGCAAGGGUCGAGGAUCAAGGCGUUGGCAAGGCAAGGGUCCAAGGAGCAAGGUGUCGGCGAGGCAAGGGUCGAGGAUCAAGGCGUUGGCAAGGCGAGGGUCCAAGGAGCAAGCGGCCAGAUGCAACCAGACAGGGAUAGCAUUGCUGUGGCAAAGAGCUGAAGGGAAAUGCUGAGCUUUUAUCCCUCCCAGCUCCUGCCACCAGGUGCAGUGAGGUAUCAGUGGCCUCACCUGAGUGACCACUCCUUGCCUCUCCAGCACAAGCUGAGGUCUUCACCUGUGUGGCCACUCCUUGCUUCCCCAGCACAAGCUGAGGCAGGCCCCAGUCCUGCAAAGCACUACAGGCCCCAGAGCCUGACUCCUGCCCAUACUCCUGACAGUUGGUCUCUAAGGUGCUACUGGAAGGAUUUUUAUUCUAUUUUUUGCUUUCACUGAGUAUUUUUAUUAUCUCAGUGCCAGGCCAUUGGUCCCUGUUGCCCAAGAUGCUGACUGACAGCUGUUUUCCGUAUGUUUUCAGCUGGAACAUAAGAAGUUGCCUUAUGCCACUUCAUACCAUUGGUCCCUCUAGCGUCAUAUUGUCUACACACCAACUGGCAGCCUAUCUCCAGGGUGCUAGGAUAGAGUCUCUGUCCCUGGCCUGCCUGGAAUUGAACUAGGGACCUUCUGCUUCCAGUGCAAAUGUUCUAACGAGCUGCAGCCAUUCUCAGGAGAAGCUAGCGAUUAAAUCAAGGACCUUAAACAUGUAAGACGUACUCUCUGCAGCCGAGCUAUACGCUUAUCCGCUUGGUGUGUUUCUUUUGGGGAUGUCUUCUUCCGUUUCAGUUUGGUUCUAGAGACCCAAAUCCGGAGCAGAAGUAGGACUUCUAUAUAGUCUUGUCAUAUAGUGGCAUCCUUGCAAUUGUGACAUUAAGCUACUGAAAGGCAUUAAAAUGCCAUUAUCAAAUAAUUUGACCUGCAUGCUUUGCAGCCAGUACUUGCGGAGUAAGAAAUCUACAGCCACGGCCAGGCAUCCCAAUCCGAACAAUUUCCAGGCAUGUCUAAUCCAUUGCCUGUUCUGCUGCCCAUACCUGCAAAUGAGAGGGGAUUGUGCCCAACUCCCUAAUUCCCAAAAGAGUUAAACCACUGAAUGCAACAUACUGCGGGACUUAACAUCCUCAGGACAGAAGACAUUUCAAUAGUAGGGCUUCCAGGCUUCUAAGUCGACCUGUAGUCUCCAAAUCACAUCCUCUGAGAAACCAGGCUGUGUGUUACUUUUCCUUUGGAGUUAGCCGCUGGUUGCGUUGGCAGUGUUUUUUAUCUGUUCUAUACUCCUAUUUCAUUUUUGCAUUUCUUCCACAAGCCAAUUUUGUUGCUGUUAUUUCUUGCCAAUAGCAAAACGUAUUGCCAUGUACCAGGAAGCUGAUUCCGAGGAUGAAGAAACUGCCCCUAAACUGGCGCCGUUGUCCCAGCGGGACAGCAUUAGCAGUCACCAGAGCAUUAAGGUUGUCCACAGGAACCAGAGUACGAAAUCUCAUAGGCGCACGGGGAGCAGAGUGGAAGCCAAAAGGGCAAGCAUCCUCUCAAAGCACACGGCUUUCAGUAGCCCCAUGGAAAAAGAUAUCACGCCAGAUCCUCAUUUGCUGCAGAAGGUCGACGAAUGUGCGAGUUACCUGGAGAUCACAAGGGGCCACGACCGACCGUUAUCGCAGCUGUCCCCCGAACUCUCUGACAUCUUUGACUUUUUCAUAGCGCUGACCAUUUGCAAUACGGUGGUUGUCACGUCUCCGAACCAGCCGCGGCAGAAGGUUCGAAUCAGAUUUGAGCUGAAGUCUCCCGUCAAGACCAUCGAGGACUUCAUUCGGAGACUCACGCCCAGCCGACUGGCGUCCGGCUCCAACAACAGCAGCUCGUCCAGCCUGGCCACCAGCAAAUCGACACAGCGAGCUGGUUCCAGCAUGAUUUCGUCCGCAUCCACGGAAAGCACUUUACUCAACGAAGAAGAAAAGCUAGCUAACUCUCCCCAGGUGAAUAACAAUAGCUACGGUUCCCAGCAGCCCAAAUGGACCCUGGGGAAUGGGCUGAGAGAGGGUGAACUACGCUAUGAGGCGGAGAGCCCAGACGAAGCCGCCCUUGUCUAUGCGGCAAGAGCCUACGACUGCGCUUUGGUUGGCAGGCUUCCCGACCAGGUCUCUGUAGAGCUGCCUCACCUGGGGAGACUGACCUUUGAACUCUUGCACAUUCUGGGCUUCGACUCCAUCCGGAAACGGAUGUCUGUGGUGGUCAGGCAUCCUCUCACCGAUGAGAUCAAUGUUUACACUAAAGGAGCGGAUUCGGCUAUCAUGGAUCUCCUUCUGCCCUGCUCUUCAGAUGACCCUAGAGACAGACAUCAAAAGAAAAUCCGAAGCAAAACUCAGGAUUUCCUUAAUCUUUAUGCUGCUGAUGGGCUGAGAACUUUGUGCAUUGCAAAGAAAGUCCUGAGCAAGGAAGAGUAUUCCUGCUGGUUGAAAAGUCACAUUGAAGCAGAAUCUUCCAUCGACAACCGGGAAGAGCUGCUGUUCCAGUCGGCCGUUCGGAUAGAGACUGAUUUGCAUCUUCUAGGUGCGACUGGCAUUGAGGACCGUUUACAGGACGGAGUCCCAGAAACCAUUGCAAACCUGCGUAAGGCCGGGCUGCAGAUCUGGGUUCUAACUGGAGACAAACAGGAAACAGCCGUUAAUAUUGCUUAUGCUUGCAAGCUGUUGGACCACGACGAAGAAAUCAUCACCUUGAAUGCCGAUUCGCCGGAAAUGUGUGCCACAUUGCUGGAGCAACACUUGAAGCGCAUCGAGCCUAAAUGUUCAAACGAAGCGGCUGAGAAACCUACCGGGAACUCGCAAGUGAAGUUCACCCCUCUCUUUGUGCCGCCUUCACCGUUGGCGCGUCCCAACUUGGGCUUGGUGGUUGACGGAAGGACUUUGGCUUAUGCCCUCGACAAAGGCCUGCAGGACAAAUUCCUUUCGCUAGCCAGGAGGUGCCGCUCUGUGCUGUGCUGCCGCUCGACCCCAAUUCAGAAGGGGAUGGUUGUGAAACUGGUCAGAGACAAACUUAAAACAAUGACUUUGGCAAUAGGUGACGGAGCAAACGACGUCAGUAUGAUCCAAGUAGCUGAUGUUGGUGUGGGGAUCUCAGGGCCAGAAGGCAUGCAGGCUGUGAUGGCAAGUGACUUCGCAAUCCCAAAAUUCCGGCACUUGGAAAAACUCUUGCUUGUCCAUGGCCACUGGUGUUACUCACGGCUCGCCAACAUGGUGCUGUAUUUCUUCUACAAAAAUGCAAUGUUUGUAGCUCUUCUCUUCUGGUUCCAGUUCUACUGCGGGUUUUCCGGGUCUUCGAUGAUAGAUCAGUGGUACCUGAUCUUCUUCAACUUGUUAUUCUCAUCCCUUCCCCAACUGAUAGUUGGAGUGCUUGAUAAAGACGUACCAGCAGAUAUCUUAAUUGCUGUGCCUCAGCUCUACAAAAGUGGUCAGAACAUGGAGGAGUACCAACCUCAUAUGUUUUGGAUGAAUAUGAUCGAUGCUCUCUACCAAAGCCUGGUUUGCUUUUUCAUCCCAUACUUCACGUAUUAUGAUUCAGAUGUGGACAUAUUCUUCUGGGGAACUCCAAUCACCACCAUUGCUCUCUUCACCAUAAUAUUGCAUUUGGCUAUUGAAACCAGAACCUGGACUUGGCUGCAUUUGUCGUCUUGUGUCUUCAGCGUUGUUUUGUUCUUCAUUGUUGCUCUCCUUUACAACGCGUCUUGCCCAAUAUGUUACCCUCCAUCCAAUCCCUACUGGACCAUGGAAAAGCUGAUGGGAGAUCCUAUGUUUUAUCUGACUUGCCUCAUAACACCUACUGUUGCUUUGCUUCCGAGGUUCCUGUACAGGACGCUUCAAGGGACGGUGUUCCCCACCCAGCUUCAGCUUGGCCGCCAGUUGUCCAAGAUGCCCCCAGAUGCUCGCAACCAGUUUUUAAGCAGAUGGCACACCAAGAAGGAGGCUGGUCCCCACAAAUACACCUGCGCUCCUUACUCUCCUGAAACCCCGCAUUUCCUCGUCGGCGACUCUUUAAAAGCCUGUAGCCAAAACAGUCCCUCCAGGUUAUCUCAGCAAGGGAAAGAACAGGCUAAACAACCAAAGACCAUGCCCACCACAGGGUUAAACCCUCCUGCUCCCCCUCUUGGUGCUCAGCUAUAUGAAGGGGACGGGUGUUUUCUGUCGGCUCGCGGUCGAGAGGAAGCACCUUUGGGUUUUCACAAAGGCACUUCAGAGCUGGAGCCGAACUUAGUAGAUGAGACGUUCCAAUGGAACUCAACAGCAGACCAGGCAGACUUCGGCUUGUUGAACUGGAUCACAUCAACUUCAUUGUUCAAUGGCAUUGAAAGAGAACUGCCCUGGUUAUCCAGCAGUUUACAAAAUGGAAGGUGGGACAAUGCAGCUCCUGGUGGCUGCGGUUCUCAGGACCUCAAAGGCUCGGCGGAGCAGGCCUCAUCCUGUUUCCAGGAAGAAGGGGGGAAAGCUUCCAGUGGCUGCUUCCAUACAGAACCUCUUGAGUCCACUUGUUUAUGACAUAGGCAUUUUAGCGCAUACGGUCG